Molecule: messenger RNA, 933 nt
Organism: Colletotrichum paranaense
Lineage: Eukaryota; Fungi; Ascomycota; Sordariomycetes; Glomerellales; Glomerellaceae
Product: methyltransferase
Exons: 7
Coding region: 1-933 (310 amino acids)
Source: RefSeq, a predicted model, not a curated record
AUGACCGAAAGAGUGCCUGAUGCGAUGCAUCAGAUAGACAUUGUUUUCCCGCACGGGACAAACGUUGAUCUGGAACCAGAUGAGGACAUUGAAGAUGCCGAGAUGCAAAGCCUUGGAGGGAGUGAUGUAGACUCAGCACUGGGAGAAUCCGAGGCAUGGCCAUCCUCAACAGCAUCACUCCGAUCAAGCAUUGUACGGGCACGUGAGGAGAACGGAAGAAUCUAUCACGGAUACAAGGACGGGAAAUAUGUCUUGCCCACUGAUCAGGAAGAACUCGAUCGACAAGGCGAGGCACACCCAGAAGCCGAAGUUGUCGGCGUAGAUCUCUCGCCCGUCCAGCCUGGCUUCACACCGCCAAACGUGCAUUACGAAAUCGACGACCUCGAGGAGGAGUGGAGCUUUUCUAGAAAGUUUGACUAUGUUCACUGUAUGAUGAUGACGGGCGCUUUUAGGGAUUGGCAAAACUUCCACCAACAAGCCUUUGACAACCUAAACCCCGGGGGUUGGUUUGAGAUCCAGGAUAUCGACUUCCCCAUGAGGUGUGACGAUGAAACAAUCCCGCCAGACUGCGACCUCGGCAGAUGGAACGAGCUGAUGAUGGAGGCCGGCCAAAGGUCGGGCUUCCUCCUGGAUACCUGCGGCAGGGCGGCCGAGAUGAUGGCGAGCGUUGGAUUCGUCGAUAUUGUGCGGAUCCAGUUCAAGUGGCCAAUCAACCAGUGGCCGCGCGACGUCAAGCACAAGACCCUGGGCGUCUGGACAGAAGCCAACUUCAGUGUCGGGCUCGAGUCCAUGACGUUGGCCCUCUUCACCCGCUUCAUGGGUUGGAGGAAAGAGGAGGUCUGGGACUUUAGCGCCAAUGUCAUUGCAGAGUGGCGUGAUGUACGUAGGCAUGGGUAUUUUGACGUGUAUGUAACUUAUGGAAGAAAACCGUAA